AUGAAAUUGAAGUGGGGUGGUCGUCCAUAUAAAGAUGAGAACAAGCGAAGAAAAGCUGAUCAAGUUUAUGGUACUACCGGCAGUCGAACAAUAGCAAAAGGCUGCAAGAGGGAAAAUACAAAAGUAAUCAAUGACGACGAAAUAGAUACAGAGCUGCUGUUGCCGCUGUUAUUGUUGUCCCCAGCAACUGCCUCGUCUUUUCACACUUUUGUCACGUCAAGCUACUCAUCAGUCUUACCGAGCGCGUCUGACGACGAAACUGGCACUAAAGAGUUGAAACAGUCGACAGAUGCUGUUCACGCUGCAAGUUAUUUUUACGGACUCGAGCUGCUUCAAGGUGCUAUUGACCAGAUGAGCAACGGAGAGACACGUCAGAUUUGUUUACAAGACCUGAAGAUCUUGCGGGAGUUUAUGUUGAAGAUUGAUGAAAAUGACAAUGCGAGCACAUUGUCGCCCACCGACACUUCUGCACCAAGCCUGUACAGUCAGGAUCUUGAAAAGAUUGAGGAGUAUUUGUCCUUGCAAGUACCCAAUUUCACCAUGGAGCUGAUGCCGCUUGUUUACACCCCGCGUCACAGAGCAUAUGAAAAUGACUUUUGCCCAAUUCUACAACAACAACAACAACAACAGCAGCCAAAUGGUUCAAGUUAUGAGAUGUUUUUCAAUUCAAUCCCGCCUUCGCUAGAGGCAUUGCCUUCGCUAUUGCUAGAAGUUCCGUUUUACAAGAGCUUGUUACAUUUUUGGGUUAAUGUUGCAUCACAACAUUGCGUACCAGUGCCUUCCCAUAUAUACAGAGAGAAUCCUUUUAAAGUAUUGCUUCCUCAGAUGGCUAUGGAAUAUCCUUCCAUCUUAACAACAUUAUUGGCGUUCUCAGCCAAAAUGAGGUCACAAUUGAUUGGCUCGGAUGAUGUGCCUGAUGUGAUCAUUGAUACACUAUUAUCUAGGUCCUGUACUGAACUAUUGAAGCUACUUCAAGACGAGUCAAAAGCAGCUUCGGAUGAAGCUUUAACUACAGCUUUGCUUUUAUCAUGUUUUGAGACCCUCAACUCAAAGGAUUUAAACAAACAUCGCGUGCAUACUAUUGGAGCAAGACAGAUGAUCAAAGCAAGAGAAGCCAAUUUGCUACCAAAAAAAAGCGAUAAGGACGUGACAUUUUUCCUAUUGCGAUGGUUUGUAUACAUGGACGUUAUCGGAGCUCUCUCGGCAUCUUCGAACUCUGACCAAUAUCUUUUGAUAAGUGGAGACGCUGGUUCCUAUGAACCAGUUAACUCGUUGACAACUUUGAAUGUUGCAAACCAAGUGGUGAUGAAUAGAAGUAGUCAUAAUAUUGAUCUCUUGAUGGGGUUUGACUUGAAACUUUUGUCGUAUUUUGUCAAGAUUACUUUAGUAGCCCGAAAGACCACGGCGUACUUAAAGCAACCGGGGGCAGCCCCUAAAACCAUUCCACAGGAGAUUAUUUGUGAGGCAUUGGAGAUUGAGAAAGCGCUACAAAAUGGAUGUUCGGCAGACAUUGAGUUUAUUGAGCCGGGAAACCUGUUGAAAAGGAAGGAGGCUGAAAUUCUAAAAUGCACAAAUAAAAUUUUUUGUGACUGUGUCACAAUUCAUUUAUACAGACGAGGUCUUCGGGUCCCAAGGAACUCGUCGCUUGUUCAGACCCUAGCCAGAAACGUUGGUUUGUUAGCAAAGAAAAAUAUACCUGCAAAGUCCACUACAGAAACGUGUUGUGUAUUUUGUUUUUUCACUGCUGGAUGUGAAACAUUGGAUAUUACAAUGCAACAAUUUUUUGAAGAAAGAUUUAAGGGGUUGAGUGAUUUGGGUAAUAUCAGCGCAAGAAAAGCUUUGAGAGUAAUGAGACAAUGCUGGACUACUGGAGACGAUUGGAUAGAUGCCGCAGAGAAAUUGAACUUGGAUCUUGCUCUCUUUUGA
Messenger RNA from Lodderomyces oxycetoniae, 1926 nucleotides. RefSeq names its product Zcf32p (gene ZCF32). The coding region runs from base 1 to 1926 and encodes 641 amino acids. Gene Ontology annotation, cellular component: nucleus. Lineage: Eukaryota; Fungi; Ascomycota; Pichiomycetes; Serinales; Debaryomycetaceae. The transcript has a single exon. Gene Ontology annotation, biological process: positive regulation of transcription by RNA polymerase II. The record is from RefSeq and is a predicted model, not a curated record. Gene Ontology annotation, molecular function: transcription cis-regulatory region binding; DNA-binding transcription factor activity.